This is a messenger RNA of Stegodyphus dumicola, 2374 nucleotides long. RefSeq names its product matrix metalloproteinase-2-like. Gene Ontology annotation, biological process: collagen catabolic process; extracellular matrix organization; proteolysis. The record is from RefSeq and is a predicted model, not a curated record. NCBI's taxonomy places the organism in Eukaryota, Metazoa, Arthropoda, Arachnida, Araneae, Eresidae. Gene Ontology annotation, molecular function: zinc ion binding; metalloendopeptidase activity. Gene Ontology annotation, cellular component: extracellular matrix.
ACCCACAGAGUGAGAGAAACAACACACAUUCAACAAACUCACGAGGUUCGUACGAAGAGCCCCUACUACAAAUCGUCGCGAGAACAUUGCCCAAGCGUGGACGUUCUCAGUUAUGGCGGCCGCCCCGUAGGCCCUCGCCGGAGCCUCACAGGGCGGCUCCCGAAGGAUGAUCAGCGUGUCGGGGCUGCACCGAAUUCCGAGGAUCGUGACGCGGAUAUGGACAAUAACGGUCGCGGCGACCCUCCUGUGUUCACAUUUGUCGUCUGCUGAUACUGAAGCGAAGACGGAGCCACCGGACCGGGAGCGCUGGGAGUCAGUAGAGAAAUAUUUGGAUCAGUACGGCUACCUAUCUUCAUCUCCUCAAGGGGUGGCAUAUCUGAGGACAGAAGACAAGUGGAAGGAAGCAGUUCGGAGUAUGCAGAGGUUCGGUGGCUUGCCUCCCACAGGCAAUGUUGACGAGCGCACCCUCGCUCUUUUAAGACGCCCCCGUUGCGGCAUGCCGGACUUGUCGCCUGGGGAGAGAGUGCGACGUUACGCAAUACAAGGACAGCAAUGGAAUAAAAAGGAUCUCACUUGGAGCAUCAACUUUUACCCACCGAGCUUAGAGAAACAUCUAGUGCGGUCAGAAGUAACCAAGGCCUUUAAGGUUUGGAGUGAUGUCUCGCAACUGAACUUCAGAGAGGUGAGCAGUAACAGUCACGUGGCCGCCGAUAUCAUUGUUUCAUUUGAACACGGACAACAUGGCGAUGGGUAUGCGUUCGAUGGCAAGGGCGUUGUAUUAGCCCACGCUUUCUUUCCAGGGGAGGGAAUUGGAGGUGAUGCACACUUCGAUGCAGACGAACCAUGGGUUGAUGGUCAGCCACCUCCUGGGAUAGACGGCGUACGUCUGUUCGCAGUGGCAGCGCAUGAGUUUGGACAUUCCCUUGGAUUGUCUCAUUCUUCUGUGGAUGGUGCACUGAUGAAUCCUUUCUACCAGACCAUCCAGGAAAACUUUCAGCUUCCUCAUGAUGAUACAAUUGGAAUUCAGAUGCUUUACGGUGCUCGGAAUCCAACGCGGUGGGUACCGCUUUCUCCAUACAUUCCUCCUUCUACAAGAGCGCCGGUGACAACCCCUCGCAGGCCUUCGAAGCCAGGUCCUGAUGUUCCAAAGAGGCCUGCAACACAUCCUCCGCCUCAUAGUCCGCCCCAUCAUCAUCCGAAGAAGCCUCGAACUUGUAACACAACGUUUGAUGCCAUAUCUGUGAUCCGAAGAGAACUUUUUAUCUUCAAAGGAAAGUAUUUUUGGAGGUUAAACAGCCAAGGGCUUAUGAAAAAUUACCCUGUUGAGAUUCGUCGCUUCUGGUAUGACAGCGAUUUAGAAACAGUCGAUGCAGUUUACGAGCGGCCGAUAGACACAAAAAUAGUCUUUUUCUCAGGACAACAAUACUGGCUUUUCAAUGGGAACAGCAAAGCGCCAGGUUAUCCUCGUCCACUUACAGAUCUCGGCCUCCCACCGGACUUGAAGCGGAUCGAUGCAGCCAUGGUAUGGGGAUACAAUGGCAAGACGUAUCUCUUUGCUGGAACUGAAUAUUGGAGAUACGAUGAGGCGGAAGGUCGAGUGGAGCUUGAUUACCCUCGGGACAUGAGCAUGUGGAGAGGGGUGCCUUAUCACAUAGAUGCUGCCUUUCAACACACCGAUGGCCACACUUAUUUUUUCAAAGGAAGAAAGUUUUGGCAAUUCAACGAUAAUUUGAUGUCUGUAAAGAAGAUUAAAUUAAGCAAUAUAAAUCAAUAUUGGUUUGGAUGUCCAAGUCGUAAUGAGCAAGCACCAGACGAAGAUGAUGACGAAGAAGAACUAGACGUGGAUUUAACAAGCAAGUCUAAUGUUGUGUGUGUGCUUUCAAAUUCGUUCCUCUUUAUGUCCUUCGCCGUGACGUUUCUUUUUUAUAGGACGAGACUAAUUCUGACUUUAUAAAGCAACAAUUGAAUAGGAAUGCUCUGAAAGUGAAAGUAGUGAUAAAUUUGCAAAGUAUUUACUUAUUUAUUAUUCUGAUUUUUGUAUCAGUUCAGUGCAAGAAAACUGAUAGAAAAUCAAGAUUGUGUACAUUAAGAUUGGCCAUCAAGUGAUGGGAAUUUUUUAAUUAUUUUUAUAGACAUCUACAAUUUCUUUUCUUUACUCUUUUCUUUUAAAAAUAAAAAUAUUUUCUUUUAAGUAAUAAAAAUUUUUCCAUUGUAUUGUUACUAUUAUGUAACGAAUUAACAAAUGUAAAAAAAACUUUGCUUCGCUAAACCCAUCAAAAUUUAUUUAAUUUUGAUCUCAUUGUUCAAGUUUGUAUUUUGCAGAAGCAAGAAUUAUAGAAUAUUAUGUAAAAAAUAAAACCAAAAUACUAUGUUU